This is a messenger RNA of Mytilus trossulus (common blue mussel), 412 nucleotides long. Its product is annotated as potassium channel toxin alpha-KTx-like. The transcript is spliced from 4 exons. NCBI's taxonomy places the organism in Eukaryota, Metazoa, Mollusca, Bivalvia, Mytilida, Mytilidae. The record is from RefSeq and is a predicted model, not a curated record. Bases 65 to 301 code for a protein of 78 amino acids.
AGACAGAGGAAUUACGAACAGGUUUAUUAAACGGUUUAUAGGAGACUUAUAGAGAAUUAGAAAAAUGAAGAGUACAUUUGCUAUAGUUCUGUUGUUUGUAUGCCUUGUUGGAAUAGUAUCUGUAAAUGGACAGGAACUUUACAUGACCGAUGAUCAAUGCAAACUAGUAGUAAAAGGUUGCAUGUCCAACAAUUACAAAAAGGCUGUGGAAGCGGACAAGAAUUGUAAUGACUGUUGCAGACGAUCUGGUUGUGCACGUGGUGAUUGCAAAGGCAGACAUUGUAAAUGUAAAGGAUGUUGAAGAAUAAAAAGUUGCCAUCUGAGACUGUUUCAAAUUCACAGUUUACUAUUACUUAAAUCUCGUUAUAUUCGAGACUUUCAUUUGAAUGAUUAAAAUAAUUACAUUUAUAAA